AUGGAGUCGGCCAACGAUCUUUCGAAAUAUUUCGACAAUGGGAUCAUAGACACGGAGCCUGUGACGGCUGAGUCCACUGAGGAACAGCUCCUAGCUACAUUUUCUUGGCCUCAGUCUGCUCUCUUAACGCGAACCUCUCUGCUUCUGGAUUCUCCUCUGAAUGCUCUCUUAGGAGAUAUCAGCUUAGGGGAACAGACUCGAUUUGAUACUGUUAAGAAUGAAUAUCAGCGUGUUCUUUCCCACACUUAUUGCGUCAAGACCUCCAGCUCGGAGGGGAACGAGCGGCAUGCACAAGAAAUUAUGGGAUUGAAGAAUCGUGGCACAGCUCGCCUGGAUGCGGAGUAUCGGCACGGGAUCUCAUUGGCUCGGAAUAGAACUAGUUUCGGAGUUGAAGUCUCGUGCAUCGGAGUCGGAAUAGCAACAUCUCUUACGGCAGUGCCUUUGUCUGGCUGCGUCACACACGGUACAACCUCAGGCAUUGAGUCAUCGUAG
This is a messenger RNA of Aspergillus niger, 492 nucleotides long. RefSeq lists its product as hypothetical. Lineage: Eukaryota; Fungi; Ascomycota; Eurotiomycetes; Eurotiales; Aspergillaceae. The record is from RefSeq and is a predicted model, not a curated record. The transcript has 5 exons. Bases 1 to 492 code for a protein of 163 amino acids.